AUGGCGAGCUUCGCGUCACAGAUUUCCUUUGUCUUGUUGUUUCUGUUAUUUGCAGUCACAUUCAACAGAAACAUGGGUAUCUCAAACAGGGUGAUGCGUUGCCAUGAAAAUGAUCAAAGGCUGCUUUUAAUCUUCAAACAAGCAAUGAUUGAUCCAUUGAACCAACUCUCUUCUUGGAUUGUUGAAGAAGAUUGCUGCUUAUGGGACGGAGUUCACUGCGACCACAUCACUGGAAAAGUCAACCUUUCUCUUUUCAAUUACACAUUACGAGGUGACAUUAAUCUGCGUGUGCUUCAACUUGAAUUUCUCAACUACUUGGACUUGAGCCUCAAUGCGUCUGAAACUGUGAGUAUGCCACCAUGCCAAGUCUCCAAAUCUCUGUUUGAUGCUCAUAAAUUUCACAACCAAUUACUUGCUACUCCUUUCAAUCAGUCAACAAGUUUCUCUGUUGCUCUGCCUUAUCUUGACUUUUCAGAAAAUGAUGGUUUAGUCAUAAAUGAUCUUCAUUGGUUUAGUCAUAAAUGA
Neltuma alba is the source of this 525-nucleotide messenger RNA. RefSeq names its product receptor-like protein EIX1. The record is from RefSeq and is a predicted model, not a curated record. Bases 1 to 525 code for a protein of 174 amino acids. The transcript has a single exon. NCBI's taxonomy places the organism in Eukaryota, Viridiplantae, Streptophyta, Magnoliopsida, Fabales, Fabaceae.